This is a messenger RNA of Callorhinchus milii (elephant shark), 5316 nucleotides long. It is a transcript of the gene ahi1, whose product is annotated as Abelson helper integration site 1. Gene Ontology annotation, molecular function: protein binding. The record is from RefSeq and is a predicted model, not a curated record. Bases 281 to 4168 code for a protein of 1295 amino acids. Gene Ontology annotation, biological process: motile cilium assembly. Gene Ontology annotation, cellular component: ciliary basal body. The transcript is spliced from 27 exons. NCBI's taxonomy places the organism in Eukaryota, Metazoa, Chordata, Chondrichthyes, Chimaeriformes, Callorhinchidae.
GUGGUUGCUAGGCUGUGGGGGGGGUGGUUGCUAGGCUGCGCGGGGCCUGGUGGCUGUGCUGCGCCUCUCUCUCUCUCUCUCUCUCUGAUACGGUUUGGGUGACAGUCAGACCGGAGUGUGUGAGUCUCGGAGACGGGCGGGUGACUCGCGGUCUCGUCUGUUUGCUGUGAAUCCGGCAUUGCAGCACAAGGAGCCGAGGCGUGAGGUUGGCUGCAAGCUUAAGAUAUUGGGAGAGGAUGUCGUAAAUAAAUAACAUCUCUUGAGUAUAGUUCUGAAGAAGAUGCCAACAGAGCAAAGUGAAGCCAAAGUAAAGACAAAGGCUCGAUUUGAGGAAGUUUUCAAAAACUAUUCUGCUCUAGCGGCUGAAAAAAAGAAAUCGAGAAAGAAAAGUGUACAAUUGCAAGAUAGCAUUGUUCUUGAAACCCUGAGGAAUAAACUCGGUCUUCAUAAAGAAAGUGAGAGCGAUGAAACAAUUUUAAAUAACACCUAUAAUCGUGAAGAGGAAAGUCCACGCUUCACAAAAAACAAGCUGAAGGAUAGAGUUUCUGUGGCAGAAAAGGUUAACAAUGAUGCACUCUAUAAGGAUACUGAAAACCCAGCAAAGGGUAAAAAGAAGAAAAAGAAAUCUGCAAUUGAGGAACAGUCAUUCAAUGAGGAGAAGUCAUACAAAAGUGCUACUCAGAUUUUGGAAGAACAACUGGAAGCAGUGAGCAUUGACCAAACCAAAUCCCAGGCUAGUACAAAAUCUGAGACAAGGCAACAAAAAUCUAAGAAAAAGAAAUCAAAAAAUGAGUUGGAACAUCAACACCACGUUGAGACAGUGUUGAAGAAUGACGAAGGAGAUGAUGCGGAUUCCUUAAUCCAAGCCUAUCAGAAGCAGAUAACUGAGAAUGAUGCAAAAGUGUAUAAAAAGGGAAAAAAGAAACUGGAGUCAGGCUCCUCAAAAAUCAUUUCAAUUGUUACAUCUCCAUUUUUAAACAAUGAGCUGAUGAAGGAAAAAAAGCAGAAACAGCACAUAUUAUUCGAAGAGGGUGAAACAAGUGCAAUGUCCCUUUCAGAGCUGCAGGGCAAUCAGGCUGAGAAUGAUCAGAAAAGGAAAAAGAUUCCACAGAGAAGGAAAUUAACAUCAGAGUCUAAACUAGAAGUGAUAAAUGAUGAAGAUAAGAAAACGAUCGAGGAAGAGGGAGUCCAGCAAAAAGCAAAAGGAAAGAAGGCCAAGAAGAAAAGUAACAGAGCUACAGCAGAAGAAAUUGAGGCAAAAGAGCCUAAAGAUGAAACAGCUACUCCUGACUUAGAUGCUGAACCUCAACAACAGAGACCGAAAUAUGAUGACAGUCUGAUCCUUGGUGUAUAUAUUCACAGAACAGAACGAUUGAAAACUGAUCUCCUGGUGUCGCAUCCUACAGUCAAAGUUCAUGUGGUUGAUGAAACCACUGGCCAGUAUAUUAGAAAAGAACACAGCAAUCGACAUGUUACUUCAUACUAUGAACAAGAAAGUGUGGAACACAUCCUUCCCAUCAUGACUCAGCCUUACGACUUUAAGAAAAACAAGUUGACUGUUCCAGAGUGGGAGGAACAGAUCAUCUUCAAUGAACGAUUUGGUUACUUCCUUCAGGAAACUGAGGAAAGUCCUAAAGUCAUUCUAUUCUUUGAGAUUCUUGAUUUUGUAAGUAUGGAUAAAGCUAGAAUUAACUAUGAAACUCAAAAUAGAGAAGGAGGUUGGCGCAGAGUAGCCUGGGCAUUCUUGAAGCUGGUAGGUGCAAAUGGCAUACUGAAUGUUGACGGAAAACUUCGCCUGCAAUUGUAUUAUCCAACAUCAAAGGUCAAGAAGCUGUCCAACUCCAUCGAAGUCUUUGAAUGGUGGAAUAAACUGCCUUGGAAAUAUUACCCUUCAACUUUGUACGUUACAGUGAAAGGCUUGAAGUUACCUGAAAAUAUUGCUCUUUCUGUGCGUUCUAUGCUGCCUGUUCAGCAGGAACGAGGCACUAUUUCAUACUCUGAUCUUCAGACUGUGAUGUCACAGAAAAUUUCUACAUCAGUUGCAGAUACCCAGAAGGCAGAGAUUUUGAAGUGGAACAAAUUGCCUGGACAGGUGUGUCGUAUACCUAACAAGUUUGAGCUGUCACUUCGAGGAGGACAGAUUGGAUGUUUCUGUAUCAUAUUUUCUCACAAUGGAAGAAGUUUGGCAGCAGCAUGUGCUAACAGGGAUGGCUAUCCCAUUGUAGUGUAUGAAAUUUCUUCAGGACAAGUGUUGGGAGAAUUUAAUGGGCACCUUAGUAUUGUGUACAGUCUGUGUUGGUCAAACGAUGAUAAUACCCUCCUUUCUGCAUCAUCUGAUGGCACUGUAAGGGUUUGGGAUAAAGAAAGCUAUCACAAUCCAGCUAAAAAAGUUCUUCCACACCCUUCAUUUAUCUAUACUGCAAAAUACCAUCCACUUGCUCAGUACCUAGUGGUUACAGGAGGUUAUGAUUUUGUCAUCCGUGUAUGGAAUAUUAAUACGAAAGAUGCACAUGGUCAACUACUUCAGGAAUUCAAUGGUCACAAGAGCUUUAUAAACACUCUGUGUUUUGAUGCCGAAGGGCAGCAUAUGUUCUCCGGAGACAAUUUAGGGCUGAUCAUUGUUUGGAAUACUUCUGUAAAGGAAGACACUGAAGAAAACCUACUUCAGCAAUGGAGCAUUGACAAGGAGAUUAAAGAGAAUGAACUAAAAGGGGUUUCUGUGAAUCACUUAGAGGUUCAUCCAAAUGGUAGACGUCUGCUAAUCCAUGCCAAGGACAGCACUCUGAGGGUGAUGGACCUGAGAGUACUGGCUACAAAAAAGUAUACAGGUGCUACAAAUUAUCACGAGCAGAUAUGUAGUACAUUCACACCUUGUGGGACAUUCCUCUUUGCAGGCAGUGAAGAUGGAAUAUGUUAUGUUUGGAAUUCGGAGACUGGUGACCAAGUGGCAAUGUAUACUGAACUUAAUUAUGCAUCACCAGUGCGAGAUGUAGCAUUUCACCCCCACGAAAACAUGGUGGCAUUUUGUGCCUUUGGACCAAGUCAGCCAAUACUUAUCUUUUUGUAUGAUCAGAAAGUUGCACAACAAGAUGUUCAAACCAUGAAAGGCAUCUGUCGAUUACGUACUACAGCUACCCCUGGAGGACCCAAGAUUUUUGGACGACAUGCUGAUGUUCUCAAUAUGUCAUAUUCAUCCUUUUCUUCAGCUGAUCAUUUUACCAGUAUAUCGAGGCAGUCCUUGAAAUUGCAAAAGGUCAGACAAAAGCUGGACUCCGUUUUGGAGUCUAUGGAGAACAUUUCAGAAGGGGAUUACUAUUUUGCCCAACCAGGUAUGGUUCCUUUCACGGUGUGGGAUAAGAAAAGGGAUUCCAAUUUCACUUCAAUGGACGGACAACACUUCAAUAUUUCCAGGUCAAGACUUUUUCUUCCUGCACCAUCAUUGCUGUCGCCACACUCCAAGCUGAGGCUCCCAACGACAGUGAGUGCUCAUGUGUUACCAAAGCAGUCGUUGACCUCACACACUGGAGUUUUCAAUCCAAUCAGGCAGAAUAUGGGCGGACCUCCAUCAGUCAGACUACAGACGACUUACUCAUAUCCUGCAACGCCAUUAUACAAGGUAGAGGUGGUUUCCAGUGCACCAGUACAAGAAACUGUCGUAGCUCUUUAUGACUACACAGCGCAUCGAUCAGAUGAGCUAACCCUUCAGCGCUAUGACAUUAUCCAAGUGCUCUACAAAGAUAAUGAGAACUGGUGGUUUGGUAGACUGGCCAAUGGACAGCAGGGCUAUUUUCCAGCGAAUUAUGUGGCUGAUGCAAGAAUUCCUGAAGAAGAGCUUACGAAUAACGAGGACCAUAACCCUGUGGUACCAAAUGGCAACGAUGAGGUAGAGGAGAGGUCGCCAACCCCAACCAAGAUGUCAGCAGUCAUCAGCAAGGCAGGGGAGCUGAAGCUCAUUGCUGAGUAUGACACAGAUACAGAAUCACCUGUGAAACCAUUAUCAAAGAAGAAGAAAGUAAGGCAGGCAAAUGCAGCAAUUUCUCAAUCCACUUCUUUAGUCACAAGUGAGGAAUCUGGAACAUCUGUAAAGAGCAUGAAGAAGAGAAAGAAGAAAACGGGUGAAGAAUCCAGUGUGAGAGGAGAGGUUAAUGCUGCUUUUGUGUUGGGGUAGAAAAGCUUUCAAAUAAAUCCAAUCAGAUCAAAUAGAUUUUUUGAGGGAUUGAUUUAUAAUGAUGUGGAAGAAUGGAAAAGAACAGUAUUAUUUUUUAUGAAGUAUUUUCACUUGUAGUAGCUUUUUACAGCCUAGAAAACAUUCACUGAUGUGAUACAAUUGGGCUCCUCAAGCAAAAAAAACUUAAUGAAGGAAUUACCUGUAAAAAUUCGCAAACAUCUAAUAAGAUGUCAAGUCUUAUAAACAAUAAACAAGUCUUCAGGAAAACCAUUCGGAUGUUAUGUGAGAUUCAUUAUUUAAUGACUUAAUUUGCCAAAGGCCUAAUUUGCAAUGGUCUUUUGUUCAGCUUUACCAUAGAUUGAGUUCACAUCAACUGAAGUAAAAGCAUCAACUAGGACAUGUAUAAUUUAUUUAAACAAUCAUUGUUACUCAGACAAUUAAUGUUUUACUUUCCUACGUUUUUAUCACCAGCAUUUUGAAGUUCUGUUUGAGGUUAAAAUAUAACUUCUGCUUAUAUUUAAUGAAACUUUCAAUGUUAUUUUCUAUUGCUGUAUUUGGCAAAAAUCUUUGGUUUUCUAUUUAUAUUCUAAGUUAAUGCAUUGCAUUAAAUUUAAAGCAGUAUAAUUUUAUUGAACCAUUUUUAUAUCAGUAAAAAUUGAAGGGAAAGUUAAUUGAAGGAAAUGUCAAAUGUCAAACCCAUUCCCGGCAAUCUUUAUCCUUUGUUAAAAUAUUUUAUAUAAGCUGAAAACCUUUCUAUGUCCAAUCAGUUAACCCUGUCUAAUUUAAAAAAUAUAACUUUUGAAAAUAUGUUUAACCUGUUUUUUGUAUUUUUCCAUAAAUGAAAAUUUACUUUUCUAAAGUAUUUCGUACAUAUUGGGAGGUAAAGGUUGUAACUAUCAUAAAUUGGAUUUUCAAUACUAGAAUUUUUAAUAUUGAUGCAGUUUUUGGAAAACUGAAUUUUUAAAAAUUAUUUUAGCCUUAAUCAUACAGCCAAAGCAAUGCUGUCACUUGCAAUACUGUUCAAAUUAUGUGGACAUUUAACAUUGUGGGUCAUUAAUUAUUUGAUAUGGAAAUUCUCCAACUCGUGGCUUUUAUAAUUAUUUUUCUGUAGAAAAUGAAUGUAAUUUUAAACAAUAAAUGUUAUUUUA